Molecule: messenger RNA, 5088 nt
Organism: Cavia porcellus (domestic guinea pig)
Lineage: Eukaryota; Metazoa; Chordata; Mammalia; Rodentia; Caviidae
Gene: Eya3
Product: EYA transcriptional coactivator and phosphatase 3
Exons: 18
Coding region: 228-1949 (573 amino acids)
Biological process (GO): positive regulation of DNA repair; cell differentiation; negative regulation of extrinsic apoptotic signaling pathway in absence of ligand
Cellular component (GO): nucleus
Molecular function (GO): protein tyrosine phosphatase activity
Source: RefSeq, a predicted model, not a curated record
AAUUAAGUGUGGAUCGUGAGGUGACCCUGCUGCUUACUUCCGGUUCCUAGGGAUGCGCAUCCGGGUCACACUAACACCGCGGUUUCCUGCGCUCUGUUGGUUCUACUCGGCUUCUGGGCCGGUCAGCUUGUCUUAUUGUGGGGCUUCUAUAGCCUUUGGAUUGUGAAGACUGCAGAAAGAGACUUGGAAUCCAGUCCCAUAAGUGUAAUAAAGAAAUACUGGUCUUCAUGGAAGAAGAACAAGAUUUACCAGAGCAACCAGUAAAAAAAGCCAAAAUGCAGGAAUCAGGAGAACAAACUUUAAGUCAAGUUAGCAGUCCGGAUGUCAGUGAUCAGAAACCUGAAACAUCAAGCCUUGCUUCAAACCUUACCAUAUCAGAGGAAAUUAUGACAUGCACCGAUUACAUCCCUCGCUCAUCCAAUGAUUAUACCUCACAAAUGUAUUCUGCAAAACCUUAUGCACAUAUCCUCUCAGUUCCUGUUUCGGAAACUGCUUACCCUGGGCAGACUCAGUACCAGACACUACAGCAGCCUCAACCCUAUGCUGUCUACCCUCAGGCAACACAAACGUAUGGACUACCUCCUUUUGGUGCGUUGUGGCCAGGUAUGAAACCCGAAAGUGGUUUAAUUCAGACUCCAUCUCCAGGUCAACACAGUGUUCUUACCUGCACGACAGGGUUAACCACAAGCCAGCCAAGCCCAGCACAUUAUUCUUACCCCAUUCAAGCUUCAAGUACUAAUGCCAGCCUGAUCUCCACUUCCUCCACAAUUGCCAAUAUUCCAGCAGCAGCAGUCGCCAGCAUCUCAAACCAGGAUUAUCCCACCUAUACUAUUCUUGGUCAGAAUCAAUACCAGGCCUGCUACCCCAGCUCCAGCUUUGGAGUCACAGGCCAGGCUAACAGUGAUGCUGAGAAUUCCACACUAGCAGCUUCCACCUACCAGGCAGAGAAGCCUAGUGUCAUGGUACCUGCACCAGCAGCACAGAGACUUUCCUCUGGAGACCCUUCUACAAGCCCGUCCUUAUCCCAGACUACACCAAGUAAAGAUACUGAUGAUCAGUCCAGGAAAAACAUGACUGGCAAGAACCGGGGCAAGAGGAAAGCUGAUGCCAGUUCUUCCCAGGACAGUGAAUUGGAACGGGUAUUUCUGUGGGACUUGGAUGAAACCAUCAUCAUCUUCCAUUCCCUUCUCACUGGAUCCUAUGCCCAGAAAUAUGGCAAGGACCCAACAGUAGUGAUUGGCUCAGGUUUAACAAUGGAAGAAAUGAUUUUUGAAGUGGCUGAUACACAUCUAUUUUUCAAUGACUUAGAGGAAUGUGACCAGGUACAUGUGGAAGAUGUGGCUUCAGAUGACAAUGGCCAAGACUUGAGCAACUAUAGUUUCUCAACAGAUGGUUUCAGUGGUUCUGGCGGCAGCAGUAGCCAUGGCUCUUCAGUUGGUGUCCAGGGCGGAGUGGACUGGAUGAGAAAACUAGCUUUCCGUUACCGAAAAGUGAGAGAGAUCUAUGAUAAACACAAGAGCAAUGUGGGUGGCCUCCUCAGUCCCCAGAGAAAGGAAGCACUGCAGAGAUUAAGAGCAGAAAUAGAAGUUUUAACAGAUUCAUGGUUAGGAACUGCAUUAAAAUCCUUACUUCUGAUCCAGUCCAGGAAGAAUUGUGUGAAUGUUCUGAUCACUACCACCCAACUGGUUCCAGCCCUGGCCAAAGUUCUCCUCUAUGGACUAGGAGAAAUAUUUCCUAUUGAAAACAUCUAUAGUGCUACCAAAAUUGGUAAAGAGAGCUGCUUUGAGAGAAUUGUGUCAAGGUUUGGAAAAAAAGUUACAUAUGUAGUGAUUGGAGAUGGGCGAGAUGAAGAAAUUGCAGCCAAACAGCACAACAUGCCUUUCUGGAGGAUCACAAACCACGGAGACCUAGUGUCUCUUCACCAGGCUUUGGAGCUUGAUUUUCUCUAAGAACUGGAAUGAAGGGCCUUCCUCGUGAGCUCCUUUUUACUCCUGAAGGGAGCCAGAGGCCAAAUCCACCUGGGAACUUGGAACAUUUUCCCCCGCCCUUUCCUCUCCCUCUUUCUCUCACCUACCCCCUUUGCCCACUUCUUUCUGUCCAUGGAAUGCUGGCGAGAACACAAUCAGAACCAACGCUACCAUUUUUGCUAAGAGUGAACUGCAGCCUGGUGUUCGUCUUUGUACAGAAGCAGGCAACAUUGGAAUAGAGACAACAGUAGACUUACUGCAACUACAGUGCUUUUAAUUCUUCUGUUUUGUUUCCAAAAAGUGAAGAAAAAGAAAAGGCAAUUCUUGGGGCAGAGUUGGACUCUUAGUCUGUGGCCAAUCUGAGUGCUCUCUUAACUGAUGAUGGUAGGGGAAAUGCAGUAGAGUUUUAUGUCUGUCUCCUGCAGUCUUUUGAGAUCUCCUUAGCUACAGAACUUUUUUCAAGGAAUGUGUAUGUUAUUUUUAUAAGUAAGGUCUGGUCUCGAAAGCAAGUUUUCCCCACUUUUCUGUUUUUAGGAAGAAAAAGGCAUAGAAAGUUUCUGUGGAAAUAGUAAAUGAAAUAUUGGAAAUACCUCUCUGUGGCCACAGCACCUCCUUAGUUGCUCCAGUGGUCUGCUUUCUCGAAUGUUCCCUUCCGCUUGUGGGGCACUGGACACUGAUAAACUUCAAACUUUGGCAGUUCCUAUCCUAGAAGCCUUAGUCCCCUUGCCAGUCCCUCUUCCCCUUUAACCAACAAUACAUCCUUGGAAACUCCUUUUAAAUGCUUUCAGCGUGACUCUUCAUUCAGAGACUAUGUUCCAGGAGGCUUCACCUCCAAACUGGAAAGGCCUUGGGCUUCUUAGGAAUUUCAGGAUUUUUGGCUUUUGAGUCAGGAAGAUUCUGCCUGUUCCUCCUGCAGAGAAGCACCCUUCCCCACUAUAAGCUCACCCUGCAGCCUCUUUCCUAGAAGAUGCUGUCCUCUGACCUCAGCUCUGGGCACUCCCUGCCCAAGGAGUCAAAGUAAAGUCUAAUGACAGGCUUCUUACUACUUCCUUUGAGGAAGCCCUUCAGCCACAUGAUGGGUACCCUAGGCAUCGCAUUACCCAGCUCUCUGCCUGGAAGUGGAGUGCAGAUUGCUCUAAUCAAAAACCAGUUCCCCAUAAAACACCUUACUCCUCAACUCCCAUUUGGCAAUGGGAAGGGCAGAACUCUUGAUUUAAAUAAGGGUGCUGGCUCCCUUUAUGCCCCCUGGGAAGUUGGGUGGAGGCGAGGGCCCUUGUCUCAACUGCCUAUCCUAUCCCUGUGUGCCGGUUGCCUGAUCCCUCCAGGAACAUCCCAGGCACCUGCUUAGGCAAGAUAGAGCUCCUCAGGCUGAGGCACUGUAUCUCCCAGAUACACAGAGAGGCUGCUGUGUGAGUGCCUCAGAGAUGCAGCUUUGGUUGUCAAUGAGAACGAGCUCCUUGAUCAACCCCUGUUCUAACUGCUUAUCCCCAAAGAGGUGGCUGCACAGGGCAAGCGAGGUCAUCCAUAUAGCAAUAGAAGCUGGUGCAGACAUUUCUUUCAGAGCUGAAGGGAAAGUGCCUCAUGACUCAUAGUUUAAGAGAAAUGUUUUGGGAGAGGAGCUGAAAUUGGCGUGCAUCCUUAGCCACCACUUUGGCCCUGUUCCCAGGUGAGAUGAGAUGGAAGGAGGAGUCUGAGGCAGACCCACCAGGUCUUAGCAGCUCUGGAUGGAUUUUACUUUCAUUCCUCAGAUCCACCCCAUAUCCAGCAUCGCUAUUUCUUACCUUGGACGAAGGCCAUCUGUUGGUCCUGGACUAUGGGCUAGUACCCCGCACAUGUGCAUGUCCUGCACAUACACACACACACAAACACACUUUCCCUGCCUGCAGCAAAGAAAUACGACUUGGACUCCUGUUCAUGGCCUUUUUCCUCUUGCCCUGACUUCUCAGCUUAGCUCUUUCUUCAAAAGGGACUUAAACUUGGCAAGGAGACUUAAGUAGCCUGUGUUCAUUCUGAUAGCUGCCACUCUCAGAGGGCAAACAGUGGGAGCUUCCUGGCUCUAUCCUAGGUAUCUGUCCAGGGAAAGCGGCCCUUCUCACCACCUUCUCCUUCCUGGCAGAGACACCUAGAAGGACGAUGAGUGGGUAACAUCAAGAGCUGUUGGAAGCUGUGGCCAAGGGUACUGUGGGUCUUUUCAGCAGGAGGAGGCCCCCUUUAUUAGAACAAGUGCCUACAAAACUGGCCAAAUGAGUCCUUCCUCAGCCCUGCACCAGGGUUCCUGAGUGUGUCUGGACAUCUCAUAGCCAAGGCUGUCUAGUGGCUAUCGGGGUAUCAAAUGUGUCCUAGGAUAAGAGGUGGCUUGACUUUCGAAUGUAAACUUGUGCCUUAGCAUCAUCCUGUUCUGUUCUUCUGGGGGCAACUGGUGGUGACCAGGAGAGUAGACGCCUCCUCCACACGUAGCUGCCUGUUCAGGCUUUUGUUUGAUGGGAUGGGGGGCGCCUUUCUUCUGCUCUGCAAGUUGUGAGGCAAACUAGCAUCCCAAGAGACUCUCGCCAUGGUGUACUGGCAGUUUACACAAACUCAGCUUCACAGCUCCCAGAUAGAAUCUCAUUGGCAAUCUCCAGCUGCAGCACAUGGAGCUGGGACACCACUAUCUUGAAUAGGUGUCAGUGCCACUGAACUGACGGAGCAGAGCACAUGGCUUCCUCUUGUGGGAGAGCAGUGGUCUAGACCAGGAAGUGAGCUUGGCCUCCCUCUUGCUCUCCACUCCAAGGCGGCACAGUCGGCCUCUCUUGAGCACUCUAAAACACCUUAACCACAAGAGGGAAAGACCUGGUUGUAUCUCAGCCCCACCAGCAGGCUGUCUGGCCUUUCCCCUGCUCUGCGCCAGCCCUAGCAAGCAAGGUUCCUUAGCAAGUUCCUAAUGCACUGAUGGAGCCAUUCCGGGAAGGACGUGACUCCCUCUGGACUUCAGAUGCCUCUGUUGGCAGGAAAAGGCAUUGAUUGGGUUGGAUAUAUUUAUGUGACUGCGGGCAUUCGUGGCUGUAGAUCCUUGACCAUAACAUUAUAUGUAAUGGGAACUAUCUUAUAAACUUGAAAAAAUAAAAUUUUUAUUUUCUAUACA